This is a messenger RNA of Annulohypoxylon truncatum, 1498 nucleotides long. Its product is annotated as peptidase S8/S53 domain-containing protein. Gene Ontology annotation, molecular function: serine-type endopeptidase activity. Lineage: Eukaryota; Fungi; Ascomycota; Sordariomycetes; Xylariales; Hypoxylaceae. The transcript has 4 exons. Gene Ontology annotation, biological process: proteolysis. The record is from RefSeq and is a predicted model, not a curated record. The coding region runs from base 253 to 1413 and encodes 386 amino acids.
CUAACAACCAGAUACUCUCCCUGGUAAAGAUCAGCUAUCAUGGAUUGUAUCGUGGCUUCGCAUUCAACGUCCAGAUGCUGCUUCUCUCGCCAAGGAGCCGCCAUGAGUAUUAUAAAAGACCGACCCAAUUACCAAGGACUUUUCUUCUCCUACUUCAUCCUACUUCUAGAGAUCUUCGACAUCGAGAAGAACUCACCUUCAGAGAACAGCCAAGACCAAAUCUAGACCCGUCGCCGUCACCCACCCUCCAAAAUGCGUACAACUGCCGCUCUCGCCUUGCUGCCUCUGGCACUCGCUGAGCCUUCAAAGAGGGCCACUCCGGCCCUAGUCAUCAAGCCCCGGGGUGCUCAGCUCAUCGAUGGGAAAUACAUCGUCAAGAUGAAGACUAAUGUCGACACCGACUCCCUACAUAGCUCCAUUCAAGCCAUCUCUAGCAAUGCCGACUUUGUAUACAACAGUAAUGAUUUCAAGGGCUUUGCUUCUAGCCUGUCAGCCGAAGAGCUCGAGGCCCUUCAGAACAACGACGAUAUCGAUUAUAUUGAGCAGGAUGCCGUUGUCACUAUCAAAGCUACUCAGGAGGAUGCCGACUGGGGUCUCGCUCGUUUGUCUAAUUCCGAGCCUGGCAGCACCACCUACACCUACGACGACAGUGCCGGUGAAGGAACCUGUGCUUAUGUCAUCGACACAGGCAUCGAAGUAGACCACGAGGAAUUCGAGGGCCGUGCUACGUGGCUUGCUAAUUAUGCUGGCGAUGGCGAUGACACUGAUGGCAACGGCCACGGUACGCAUGUGGCUGGUACUAUCGGUUCCAAGACGUACGGAGUUUCAAAGAAAACCUCGCUUUUCGCCGUCAAAGUCCUGGACGCCAGCGGUUCAGGUACCAACUCCGGUGUUAUUGCUGGCAUGGAUUUCGUCGCAAAGGAUGCCGCCGGUCAGACUUGCCCCAAGGGCGUUGUCGUGAACAUGUCUCUCGGCGGCUCGACUUCGAGCGCCGUGAACGAGGCAGCUGCCAGCAUUGUCAAUGCUGGUCUUUUCCUUGCUGUCGCUGCGGGUAACGACGCCACGGACGCGUCUACCUCAUCCCCGGCUUCGGAGCAAUCGGCUUGCACCGUCGGCGCUACUACCAAGGAUGACGAAUUUGCCGAAUACUCCAACUAUGGCAGCCUUGUCGACAUCCUUGCACCAGGUACAGAUAUUGAGUCCACAUGGAUCGGCGGAACCACGAACACCAUCUCUGGCACAUCCAUGGCCUCUCCCCACAUUGCUGGUCUCGGAGCCUACUACCUGGGACUCGAUGCUUCUCCUGUGGCUGAUUUAUGCGACUAUAUCGCAAAGGCUGCUCUUUCCGGUGCUAUCUCCGGCGUCCCUAGCGGUACCGCGAACUCGUUAGCCAACAACGGCGAGUCCUCUUAGAGUGUGCUAACCUUGGCGACGUGACGAGUGAAAGUUACGGUAUCUUUGAUGGAAUUUUGUAGGUAGCUUAACCAUGUAGCAUGGC